Peromyscus leucopus (white-footed mouse) is the source of this 8331-nucleotide messenger RNA. RefSeq names its product telomerase associated protein 1 (gene Tep1). Gene Ontology annotation, molecular function: protein binding; telomerase RNA binding; telomerase activity. The record is from RefSeq and is a predicted model, not a curated record. The transcript has 54 exons. Bases 100 to 8214 code for a protein of 2704 amino acids. Lineage: Eukaryota; Metazoa; Chordata; Mammalia; Rodentia; Cricetidae. Gene Ontology annotation, cellular component: telomerase holoenzyme complex. Gene Ontology annotation, biological process: telomere maintenance via recombination.
CCCAGCCUCUCCCUUGCGCCUCCGUAGGGUGCCGGUGUCCUUCCAGUUCCCUGUUCCCAACCUCUCCACUGGCUGACCCAGGCCGCUUUCUGCUUUCUGAUGCCUGUUGCGACGAACCAACGCGCCCCUCCUUGUGCACAGCUUUUCCAGUCCCGAGCGCAGGCAUAUGUUGGUUGUGCUGAAGCUAUGGAGAAACUCUGUGGGCAUGUGCCUGUCCACUCAGACAUCCUCUCCUUGGAGAACCAAUGCCUGACCAUGCUCCCUGACCUCCAGCCCCUGGAAAAACUACAUGGAUGUACAUCUGUCCAUCCAGACAUUCUCUCCUUGGAGAACCGGUGCCUGACCAUGCUCCCUGACCUCCAGCCCCUGGAGAAACUGCAUGGACAUACAUCUGUCCACCCAGACAUCCUUUCCUUGGAGAACCGGUGCCUGUCUAUGCUUCCUGACCUCCAACCCCUGGAAAAACUGCAUGGACAUAUGUCUAGUCACUCAGACGUCCUGUCUUUGGAGAACCGAUGUCUAGCUACCCUGUCCACUGUAAAGAGCACUGUAUCUACCAGCCCCCUACUUCAUGUAUCUCACAAGAUGCAAGAUGUGUGUAGCCCACACACUAGCAGUUGUCUGUUCCCUGAGCCUCCUUCUAAGAAGGUUCCGUGUUUCUCUGACAAUCUAGACCUUCCAACUUGUUCCAGGGCUCCGAAAUCCAUCUCGGCUACUACUCAAGUUCAAGAAGCAGCUUUGGGUCAGUGGCACUUCUCAGAAGACAAGAAAGUGCAGGAAGAGAAAGAGAGAGGACAAGUCCAAAUGCCUCUCUAUAGUCUAAGCCUGGGAGAGGAAGAGGAGCUGGAUGCACCCAUCCUGAAACUCACAUCUGGAGACUUGGAAUCUUAUCCCGAAACCACUGACCGGGUCCUCCAGGAAAAGAAGAUGGCUCUCUUGACCUUACUGUGCUCUGCCCUGGCCUCACAUAUAAAUGUAAAAGAUGCAUCUGACCGUACCCGUGCAUCCAUCCUUGAAGUCUGUAGUGAGCUGGCCCCCUUGGAACCUGAGUUCAUCCUGAAGGCAUCUCUGUAUGCUAGGCAGCAGCUUAACAUCCGGGAAUUAGCCAAUGCAGUUUUGGCUAUAGCUGCCUUCUUGCCCGCCUGCCGCCCCCACGUGCGACGGUAUUACUCUGCCAUUGUUCACCUGCCCUCCGACUGGAUCCAAGUAGCCGAGUUCUAUCAGAGCCUGGCAGAAGGAGAUGAGAAGAAGUUGGUGCCCCUGCCUGCCUGCCUCCGCGCUGCCAUGACCGACAAAUUUGCCCAGUUUGAUGAGUACCAGCUAGCUAAGUACAAUCCACGGAAACACCGAGCCAAGAAAUGUCCUCGCCGGCCACCCCGACCCCAAAAAACAGAACAACCAUUUUCAGAGCGAGGGAGAUGUUUUCCCAAGAGCCUUUGGCCCCUUAAAAACGAACAGAUUAAGUUUGAAGCAGCUUACAACGCGGCGCCAGAGAAAAAAAGUCCGCCAAGGUUCACUCUGAAGAAGUUGGUAGAGCAACUGCACAUCCAUGAGCCUGCCCAGCACGUCCAGGCCCUGCUGGGCUACAGGUACCCAGCCACCCUAGAACUCUUUUCUCGGAGUCACCUCCCUGGGCCGUGGGAUUCUAGCCGAGCUGGGCAGCGGAUGAAGCUCCGAAGGCCAGAGACCUGGGAGCGGGAGCUGAGCUUGCGGGGGAACAAGGCUUCUGUCUGGGAGGAACUCAUAGACAAUGGGAAACUCCCCUUCAUGGCCAUGCUCCGGAACCUGUGUAACCUGCUGCGGACUGGGAUCAGUGCCCGCCACCAUGAACUUGUUCUUCAGAGACUACAGCAUGAAAAAUCUGUGAUUCACAGUCGGCAGUUUCCCUUCAGAUUCCUUAAUGCUCAUGAUUCUAUCGAUAAACUUGAGGCUCAACUCAGAAAAAACGCAUUGCCCUUCCCUUCCAAUACAACAUUGAUGAGGCGGAUAAUGAUCAGACACUCGAAAAAUAUCAAGAGGCCUGCCAACCCGAGGCACCUGCGCGCCCUGACGCGUCGGCAGCUCCGGGUGGCCAUGACUAUACCUGUGAUGUACGAGCAGCUCAAGUGGGAGAAGCUGAGGCUGUACAAGGCCAGACAGUGGAACUGUGAUGUUGAGUUGCUGGAGCGGUAUCGCCAGGCCCUGGAAACGGCUGUCAACCUCUCUGCGAAGCACAACCUGCCCCCCAUGCCAGGCCGGACCCUCUUGGUCUAUCUCACAGAUGUAAACGCCAACAGGCUCUGUCCCAAGAGUCACUCACGAGGGCCCCCCCUGAACUACGUGCUGCUGUUGAUCGGAAUGAUGGCAGCUCGGGCGGAGCAGGUGACGGUUUGGUUGUGUGGAAGAGGAGCUAUGAAGAUGCCGGUCCUUGAGACCGAUGAAGGCAUCCUGAAGACUGCCAUCAAACUCCAGGCCCAAGUCCAGGAGUUGGAAGAAAAUGAUGAUUGGUCCCUGGACACUUUUGGGAAACACCUGCUGUCCCUGGCUGUCCAAAGGACCCCUGUUGACAGGGUCAUCCUGUUUGGCCAACAGAUGGAUACCGAGUUGCUGAAUGUAGCCAAACAGAUGAUCUGGCAGCAUGUGAACCCCAAGUGCCUCUUUGUUGGUGUCUUCCUACAGAAAACACAGUACAUAUCACCCAAUUUGAAUCCCAAUGAUGUGACGCUCUCAGGCUGUACUGAUGGAAUACUGAAGUUCAUCGCGGAGCAUGGAGCCUCUCGUCUUCUGGAACAUGUGGGCCAACUAGAUAAAGUCUUCAAGAUUCCCCCACUCCCAGGAAAGACACAGGGCCUGUCCCUCCGGCCGCUGGAGGAGGACAUCCCAGGCCCCUUGGGUCUUCUUUCCCAGCAUGGGUGGCGCAACAUCCGGCUUUUCAUUUCGUCCACUUUUCGGGACAUGCAUGGGGAGCGAGACUUGCUGAUGAGAUCGGUCCUACCAGCUCUGCAGGCCCGAGUGUUGCCCCACCGCAUCAGUCUUCAUGCUAUUGACCUGCGCUGGGGUAUCACCGAGGAAGAGACCCGUAGGAACAGACAACUGGAAGUGUGCCUUGGGGAGGUGGAGAACUCAGAGCUGUUUGUCGGGAUUCUGGGCUCCCGCUAUGGCUACGUUCCCCCCAGCUAUGACCUGCCUGACCAUCCUCACUUCCACUGGGCCCAGCAGUACCCCUCAGGGCGUUCUUUGACAGAAAUGGAGGUGAUGCAGUUCCUGAAUCGUAGCCAACGCUGUCAGCCCUCUGCUCAAGCUCUUGUCUACCUCCGAGACCCUAGUUUCCUCAGCUCUGUGCCGGAUGCCUGGAAACCUGACUUUAUUUCUGAGUCAGAAGAGACUGCACAUCGGGUCUCAGAACUGAAGAGAUACCUACACCAACAGAAAGAAGUUACCUGUCGCGGGUACACCUGUGAAUGGGGAGGUGUAGCAGCUGGCCGGCCCUAUACUGGGGGCUUGGAGGAGUUUGGACAGUUGGUUCUCCAGGAUGUGUGGAGCAUGAUCCAGAAGCUUUACCUGCAGCCUGCGGCCCAGUUGGAGCAGCCAGCAGCCAUGUUGGAUGAUGAUUCGAUCCAGGCCAGCUUUCAGCAGCUGAAGAACCCGCCGAGUCCUGCACGGCCACGCCUUCUUCAGGAUACAGUGCAGCAGCUGAUGCUGCCCCGUGGGAGCCUGAGCCUAGUGACUGGGCAGGCAGGACAGGGAAAGACUGCCUUCCUGGCAUCCCUCGUGUCAGCGCUGGGGGCCCUCAGCCAGCCCCGCGUGCCCCCCUUAGUUUUCUUCCACUUUUCAGCAGCCCGCCCCGACCAGUGUCUGGCCCUCAGCCUUCUCAGACGCCUCUGCACCUAUCUGCAUCGAAAACUGCAAGAGCCGAGCGCCCUCCCCGGCACUUACAGAGGCCUGGUGUGGGAACUGCAGCAGAGGCUGCUCCCCAAAUCCGCUCAGUCACUGAAACCUGGCCAGACCUUGGUCCUUAUUGUCGACGGGGCGGAUAAGUUGGUGGGUCAGAAUGGACAGCUGACUUCGGACUGGAUCCCCAAGUCCCUUCCCCGGCGAGUGCACCUGGUGCUGAGUGUGUCCAGUGACUCAGGCCUGGGAGAGACCCUUCAGCAAAGUCAGGGUGCUUCCGUGGUGGCCUUGGGGCCUCUGAUCCCGUCUUCGAGGGCUCAGCUUGUGAGAGACGAGCUAGCACUGUAUGGGAAACGGCUGGAGGAGUCGCCUUUCAACAACCAGAUGCAGCUGCUGCUGGUAAAGCAAGGCUCGGGCCUGCCCCUGUACCUGCACCUCGCCACUGACUACCUGAGGCUCUUCACACUCUAUGAACAGGUGUCCGAGCGACUUCGGACCCUGCCUGCCUCCCUCCCACUGCUGCUCCAGCACGUCCUGAGCACCUUGGAGCAAGAACACGGCCACGACGUCCUUCCUCGAGCUCUGGCUGCCCUUCAGGUCACGCGUAACGGUCAGUGGUUGGGGGAGGCUGGGAGGCUGAGGGCUCCGCUCUUGGGGAACCUUAGUUCGGGCGGGAUCUUAGCCAGCGGUGCCGGGAGGAGGGGUCAUGGGUCAUGGAGAUGGACUCCCUGUGUGGUUUGGGUUGUCCGAGAGUUUAUGGCUUCAGGUCUGACCGUGGACCAGCUGCACGCAGUGCUGAGCACAUGGCUGAUUUUGCCCAAGGAGACGAAGAGCUGGGAAGAAGCAGUGGCCGUUGGUCACCGUGGACACCCUUACCCCUCGGCUCCAUUUGCCUACCUUGUCCAGAGUCUGCGAAGUUUACUAGGGGAGGGCCCUGUGGAGCGCCCUGGCGCCCGUCUCUGCCUCUCUGCCGGGCCUCUGAGGACAGCCGUUAGACGGCGCUAUGGGAGAAGGCUGGGGCUGGAGAGGACUGCACACGUCCUCCUUGCAGCUCACCUCUGGAAGACAUGUGAUCCCGAUGCCUCAGGCACCUUCCGAAGUUGCCCUCCUGAGGCUCUCAAAGAUUUGCCUUUCCACCUGCUCCAGAGUGGGAACCGUGAUCUCCUCGCAAAAUUUCUCACCAACCUCCAUGUGGUAGCUGCCUAUCUGGAAAUGGGUCUAGUCUCUGACCUCUUGGAGGCCCAUGUGCUCUAUGCUUCUUCAGCGUCCGAAGUGAACCAGGAGCCCCUGGAGGCAGAUGUUGCUGUAUUCCACACCUUCCUGAGACAGCAGGCUUCGCUCCUUGCCCAGUACCCUCUGCUCCUGCUCCAGCAGGCGGCCAACCAGCCGGUAGAGUCACCCGUUUGCUGCCAGGCCCCCCUGCUCACCCAGCGAUGGCACCUCCAGUUCACACUGCGAUGGAUUAAUAAACCCCAGACCUUGAAGAACCAGCAAAGCUUGUCUCUGGCAAUUUCCUCCCCGACCGCUGUGGCCUUAUCCCCUAACGGGCAAAGAGCAGCUGUGGGCACUGCCAGUGGUACAAUUUACCUGUUGGACUUGAGAACCUGGCAGGAGGAGAAGGCGCUGGUGAGCGGCUGUGAUGGGAUUUCCUCUUUUGCGUUCCUCUCGGACAGUGCUCUCUUCCUUACUACCUUCGAUGGGCUCCUGGAGCUCUGGGACCUGCAGCAUGGUUGCUGGGUGUUCCAGGCCAAGGCCCACCAGUACCAGAUCACUGGCUGCUGCCUAAGCCCAGACCGACGCCUGCUGGCCACUGUGUGUUUGGGAGGCUACCUAAAGCUCUGGGACACAGUCCGUGGACAGCUGGCCUUCCAGCACACCUGUCCCAGAUCCCUGAACUGCGUUGCCUUCCACCCAGAGGGGCAGGUGGUAGCCACCGGCAGCUGGGCUGGCAGCAUUACCUUCUUCCGGGCAGAUGGACUCAAAGUCAUCAAGGAACUCGGAACCCCGGGAGCCUCUGUCCGCACUCUGGCAUUCAGUGCCCCUGGGAAGUCUGUGGCUGUCGGCCGGAUAGAUGGGGCCGUGGAGCUGUGGGCCUGGCAGGAGGGUACGCGGCUGGCGGCCUUCCCCGCACACCGUGGCUCUGUUGCUGCUCUUCUUUUCUUGCACGCUGGAGGCCGGUUCCUGACGGCUGGAGAAGAUGGCAAGGCUCAGUUAUGGUCAGGAUUUCUUGGCCGGCCCAGGGGUUCCCUGGGCUCUCAUCCUCUGUCUCCUGCACUCUCUGUGGCUCUCAACCCAGACGGUGACCAGGUGGCUGUUGGGUACCGAGAAGAUGGCAUUAAAAUCUACAGCAUUUCUUCAGGUUCCCAGGAAACUCGGUGUCAGGUGCUAAAUGUGGCGGUGUCCGCACUGGCCUGGCUGAGUCCCAGCGUUUUGGUGAAUGGUGCAGAAGAUGGGUCCCUGCAUGGCUGGGUGCUCAAGGGACGCUCCCUUCAUUCCCUGUGGCUGUUAUCCCGGCACCAGAAGCCUGUGCUUGGACUGGCCACCUCCCAGGAACUCUUGGCUUCUGCUUCAGAGGAUUUCACAGUGCGACUGUGGCCCAGGCAGCUGCUGACACAGCCACGUGAGGCAGAAGACUUUCCCUGUGGUGCUGAGCUCCGGGGCCACAAGGGCCCAGUGUGUUGCUGUAGCUUCAGCCCUGAUGGAGGCCUUUUGGCCACUGCGGGCAGGGAUCGGAAUCUCCUCUGCUGGGACGUGAAGAGAGCCCACGCCCCUCUUCUGAUUCACUCCUUCUCUUCCUGUCACCGUGACUGGGUCACUGGCUGUGCAUGGACCAAAGACAACCUGCUGGUCUCCUGCUCUAGUGACGGCUCUGUGGGACUCUGGGAUCCAGAGUCAGGACAGCAGCUUGGUCAGUUCCUGGGUCACCAGAGUGCCGUGAGCACCGUGGCUGCUGUGGAGGAACACAUAGUGUCUGUGAGCCGGGAUGGGACCUUGAAAGUGUGGGACCGUCAGGGCGUGGAGCUGACCAGCAUCCCUGCUCACUCGGGACCCAUCAGCCAGUGUGCAGCUGCCCUGGAGCCCCGCCCAGCUGGACAGCCUGGAUCGGAGCUUCUGGUGGUGACUGUUGGACUGGAUGGGGCCGCAAAGUUGUGGCAUCCCCUCUUGGUGUGCCAAAUGCGCACCCUCCAGGGACACAGCGGUCCAGUCACGGCCGCUGCUGCGUCCGAGGCCUCAGGCCUCCUGCUGACCUCAGAUAACAGCUCUGUCCACCUCUGGCAGAUCCCCAAGGAAGCAGAUGACACACACAAACCUAGGAGUUCUGUGGUCAUCACUGCUGUGGCAUGGGCACCAGAUGGUUCUCUGGCAGUGUCUGGAAAUGAAGCUGGGGAGCUAACACUGUGGCAGGAAGCCAAAGCUGUGGCUACAGCACAGGCUCCGGGCUGCGUCAGUGACCUGAUCUGGUACUCGGCACAUUCAUUCUUUGUUCUCAGUGCUAGUGAAAAAAUCAGCGAGUGGCAGGUGGAACUGAUGGAAGGUUCGACGUCCAGAAACCCCAGUCUUCACAUGAAGCGAGUUCUACAGGAGGACUUGGGAGUCUUGACAGGUCUGGUUCUGGCCCCUGAUGGCCAGUCUCUCAUCUUAAUGAAAGAGAAUGUGGAAUUACUACAGAUGAAGCCUGGGUGUACUCCAACUAGGAUCUGCAGAAAGUAUGGAGUGCAUUCUUCAGUCCUGUGCACCAGCAAGGAGUCCGGCGUGUUUUACCUGCAGCAGGAGGACUCUGGAUAUCUUUCUUUCUUGGAGCAGAAGGAGUCAGGAGAGUUUGGGCAGGCCCUGGAGUUCGAUCUGAACUUAAAGAAUCCUAAUGGGUCCCUGGUAUCAAUCACUCAGGCCAAACCAGAGUCUGAGUCAUCAUUUCUCUGUGCCACCUCUGAUGGAAUGCUGUGGACCGUAGCUGAGUGUACCGCAGACGGAGGAGAAUGGAUUGUAGGUAACACUUGGCAGAAAGAAGCAAAAACACCUAAAACUGAGACUCCAGGGACAGAUUCAUCUGAGUCAAAUUCCUCCGUGGAGAGCUGGCAGGAACCCAGACAUUUGAAGGCACGUCAAUGUAAAAAGAUCCACUUGGGCGCAGUCACAGCCCUCCAUGUGCUUCCUGGAUUGCUGGUGACUGCUUCGAAGGACAGAGAUGUUAAGCUGUGGGAGAGACCCAGUAUGCAGCUGUUGGGUUUGUUCCGAUGUGAUGGGCCAGUGAGCUGCCUGGAACCUUGGCUGGGGCCCAACUCUACCCUGCAGCUUGCCGUGGGAGACACUCAAGGAAACCUGUAUUUUCUAUCCUGGGAAUGACAAUGCGGUACUCGGAACAAAGAUGACGUCACUUGUACUAGAUGAUGCAAACUGGAAGACACCAGUGUCUACAUUCUUAAUAAGAUCAUAAAAAUAAAGUGUUGGAAGAUCUUAAGU